AGCCCUGGACGCGUUACCGUACUCAUGGCUGUGUGGACCUUUGGGGGCCGCCUCGGCCUGCGCGGGCGUCUCGGCGGGUGCAGGCUGCUGUGUCCCCGUUUCCAGAGCUUUGGCCCUCAGGGUGGGGAAGACGGGGACAGACCGCAGCCAUCCUCGAAGGCAGCCAAGGUCCUCAAGAUUUACACCAAGACAGGAGACAAAGGGCUUUCCAGCACCUUCACGGGAGAAAGAAGACCUAAAGACGAUCAAGUAUUUGAAGCUUUGGGGACCACGGAUGAACUAAGCUCGGCUAUUGGGUUUGCCAUGGAGUUGAUCACAGAAAAAGGCCACACGUUUGCCGAAGAGCUUCGGAAGAUCCAGUGCACUCUGCAGGACGUCGGCUCCGCCCUGGCCACUCCACGUUCCUCAGCCAGGGAGGCUCACUUAAAGCACACGGCUUUCCAGGAAGAACCUAUCUUGGAGCUGGAACAGUGGAUUGACAAGUACUCCAGCCAGCUCCCCCCACUCACGGCUUUCAUUCUCCCUUCUGGAGGCAAGAGCAGUUCUGCCCUGCACUUCUGCCGGGCUGUGUGCCGCCGGGCUGAACGACGCGUGGUGCCCCUCGUCCAGAUGGGAGAAACGGACGCAAAUGUGGCGAAGUUCUUGAACAGACUCAGCGAUUACCUCUUCACGGUAGCCAGAUACGCAGCCAUGAAGGAGGGCAGCCAGGAGAAAAUAUACAAGAAGCGUGAUGUGUGAGGCGUGAAGACAUGGUGGGCCAGUGGUCAGCUCCAGACAGUCGUGCUGACAGGGGAAGCGGGCAUGAGCUACAGACCCAGCAUCGCCUGCCUUGUGCCCCUCCCCCUGCCCUCAGGGACCUCUGAGACUCCUGGCUUAUCACUUCAACUGAGUUCCAAACGGCAGGAAGGCAAGGUGCACUGGAGGCUACAAAGGGGAUGGCGGGCCACUUGGAUUUGAGAAUGACCGUGGGGAAGGGAAGGUUUGAACUGUGUACUCGGGCUCUGUGUGUGUGUGUGUGUGUGUGUGUGUGUGUGUGUGUGUGUGUGACACACAGAGAGAGACAGAGUGUGUGCAUUGCCAACUCAGGCUGUUCAAGGACUUGGGAUGUACCAGAGGCCCCUGGAAUGUAAUUGUGAUUUACCUCCGCCAAUGGGGCUUUAAAUGUCACAUUUAUAAAGGGAAGGCAGGCAGACUUGAGGAGUUUAGUCACCUCUGAGCCGCCCAUCACUGCCACAGUGUCGGGGAAAGACAGCUGCAGGUCCACAGGGGCGCAACUCCGAGAAUCUUCUCCAUCAGGGCAGGAGGCAGGCGGUCCUCCCCGCCCCGGGCAGUGGCGGAAUGCGGCCUUCAGCGUGGCACGAGCUCUCUUGUUCAUGCUUCCAUGAGCCACACCACGGCUGGUCUGUGCUUUCGUGAGCCACAUCAUGCCUGUGUUACUCCACCUGCCACCACUGCUUCCUUUCCCCUUGACGUGACAUCGCAGUGACACCCGUGUCCUUGGGAAGAGGGAUGUUUAUGGAAGGCUGGAGGCAGCCCUGAGAACCUCAUGGUAGCCAGUGACUUAGGAAGGGCAGGUCUGAGACACCCCAGGACUCAGCUCAGCGAUCGUCUCUUCCCUGUGCACACCCUCCAUGCGAGGUGUGGGUGGCCCGGCCCCUCUAGCUGCCUUGUUGGUCAGUCAGCAAGCCUUUGAUUUCAGCCGCGCAUCUUCUGGGUCCUGUGAAGGGCGGAUGCCCAGCAGGGAGGGACACCCCUAGGAGGCAGUCCCUGCAAGGACACUGCAGCCACCGCGGUAGGGUAGUGAGGCACGGAUUGGACAGAGUUGGUGCUGUGUGUGCAGAAACAGGAGGCACGAGCUUGGUCUGGGCCUGGCCGGGGAAGCCAUGUUCCAAGAGCUUACAGCAGCCCCACCACUCUGCCUACAGCUCCAGGUCUUCCCCAAAAAGGAGAGUGUGAACUCAAGAGCAUAGGAAGCCACGUCCCUAGCCUAUGCCCGACUGCCUUCCAGACCCACGGCAGCAUGUUGAGUGGCUCUCAAAUGUCGAUCCCCACCUUCAGGCUCCAGGCAUUGCCCAGCCUUGUGUGUACCACCCUGGGCCUCAUGGGGUGAUCCCCACUACGUGCUAACAAGCUUCAAAACCUUCUUUAAAUUGUACCCAUUUAUCACUGAUCUUCACCCCUUCUCUGCUUCAUAAUUCAACCCUUAAAAAUAUAGCAGGAAGGCUUUCUCUCCUUUGAAAUUUUGUAGAAAGCGCCUUUAUUGAGAUACAAUCCACCCACCAAAAACUUCCUCCUUUUUUUUUUUUUUUUUGGUUCUUUUUUUCGGAGCUGGGUGCCGAACCCAGGGCCUUGUGCUUCCUAGGUAAGCGCUCUAACCACUGAGCUAAAUCCCCAGCCCCAACUUCCUCCUUUUAAAUUGGACAUUUCGGUGGGUUUUGGGGUAUUGCCCAGUUUUUGCCACCCAUACCUCACACCCAAGAAGAUGCCCCCUAGUCCGGGCUCACCAGAACAGUAUUCACCAGCAUUUGCAGAGGUGAAUGAACCCCAUCUGUGAUGUCCGUCCUGCCACCAGAGGGCCCAGCUUGUACUGGAUCUUACCUGAGGCUCACAGUGCCGGUAGUGGGGAGUUCACGUUUCUACAGGAAAGGAAACUGAGACUCAGAACCGACCUAGGCUGUGGCCACAUGACACCCCGCCACCACCGAGCCCACUGGCACUUGACAGUAGUUUUAAUCACGACCUGGGCUGCGACAAGUAUCGCCAGGCGCUGACAGAUUGCUGUCGCAUUUCUCAGCCGAGUCUCCCUUAACUGAUACUUCACGGCUAUUGUUAAUGUGCGUUUCUCAUGGAGUAAUUUUCAGAGCCUGAACUUGUAGCACAUCCCAAUGAUAAACGUCCCCGGUUCCAAGUCCCCUGUCAGCUGCAAUGUCACCCUUACCUCCUCCCCAGCACCUCCCGACAGCCCAUCCAGUUUUACGAUCGCUCUGUCCCAGUGAUCACGGCUGAACCUUUAAGAAUCCGGACGCAUUUCAAGUUUAAUUGAAUAAAAUUCUUUGUAUAAUAAAUUCCACAUGAAUGCUACAUAAAUCAGA
Rattus norvegicus (Norway rat) is the source of this 3092-nucleotide messenger RNA. RefSeq names its product metabolism of cobalamin associated B (gene Mmab). Gene Ontology annotation, molecular function: corrinoid adenosyltransferase activity. Lineage: Eukaryota; Metazoa; Chordata; Mammalia; Rodentia; Muridae. The record is from RefSeq and is marked validated. Gene Ontology annotation, biological process: cobalamin metabolic process.